UCCUGUUGAGAGAAGAGCGCACCUUUGCUGGAGGAGUCCAAAAGACAUGCAUCCCAAGGUGUUUGCCUGCCUGCUGCUAGCCACCCUCAUAGCCACUAGCGUCUCCAGAUCCAUACUCACAUCCCGUCAGGUUGACAGUCAAUCAAAUAAGCAUAGGACAUCUGUGCCAGGACUGGAGGGGACACAGAAGAGUAGCAAUGGGCGGCUCAUCCGACGGGAAUGGCCAGGAGGACUGUCUUGGGACCAAAAGCAUCUGAUCUCCCAGUUCCUGCCCCACAUUUAUGCAGCAGAGCUUGCUGGGAAGGAGAAUUCUGUGCAGAUGGCUGAUGGCCUCCCCAACCAUGCCUACCCCAGCUGGAUGGAUUUUGGACGCCGAAGCUUAGAGGAUAUGGAUGAAGAUGCCUAA
Eublepharis macularius is the source of this 406-nucleotide messenger RNA. Its product is annotated as gastrin/cholecystokinin-like peptide. Lineage: Eukaryota; Metazoa; Chordata; Lepidosauria; Squamata; Eublepharidae. The record is from RefSeq and is a predicted model, not a curated record. Gene Ontology annotation, cellular component: extracellular region. The transcript is spliced from 3 exons. Gene Ontology annotation, molecular function: hormone activity. Bases 47 to 406 code for a protein of 119 amino acids.